This is a messenger RNA of Harpia harpyja (harpy eagle), 3322 nucleotides long. RefSeq names its product ring finger protein 180 (gene RNF180). Gene Ontology annotation, molecular function: metal ion binding; ubiquitin conjugating enzyme binding; ubiquitin protein ligase activity. Gene Ontology annotation, biological process: norepinephrine metabolic process; protein polyubiquitination; serotonin metabolic process. The coding region runs from base 1326 to 3224 and encodes 632 amino acids. The record is from RefSeq and is a predicted model, not a curated record. NCBI's taxonomy places the organism in Eukaryota, Metazoa, Chordata, Aves, Accipitriformes, Accipitridae. Gene Ontology annotation, cellular component: endoplasmic reticulum membrane. The transcript has 7 exons.
ACUUUCUAAGCUUAGUGUGGAUCUGGUUAUUAAAAGCUGCAUGUACACUUGAGCUAGGAGUCUAAUGUAUGCACAUGUUGUUUCUGUUCUUCCUUGUCAAACUGUAUUUCAGAAUCUUUACAGAUGUAGAAAAAGUAGGAAAUCUGCUGAAAGAAGACACCAGAUAUAAAUGAAAAAUAAUUAAUAACCUCUGUGUGUGUGUUUCGUAGUCUUUGAUUAAUUCAGAAGCCAAGGCAGAAAAGGGAAAGGUAGAAAUGGGGAAAACAGGCAAAAUGCAGAAGUCUGUAUUGCUCAAUAACCCAAACUGGUCUGCAGGCAGCUUACACUGAGGACCUCAGAGUUUCUUUAGUUAGUGAAAACUAAAUAAAAAUUAAAUUGUUGAAAUAAUUGCAAAAUCAGAUGUUUGGACUGUGGAAGAACAGAGAUUGUUUUAACACUGGUUUUAAGUUUUAUGCCCCAGCUUCCCUGUCAGUAAACACUGUGCACUUUAGCACUAUGAGUAGGCAUAACCCUAGCAUAGUGCUUGAGUUGAGUGUGUAGAUGUAAAAGAUUUUCUUUUUUUUUUUCAUGUAAAUAGCACAAGGGGGUAAAACCAGAAGCAGGGAGAAAGAAGAGUUGGAGGACCUUUGGAGAAAGCAUGGUGAAAAGAGAAGGCUUUGGAAACAGGUUAGAGAAGACCAGAGAGACAUCAGAACACAGCAAGGCACAAAGAGAGAAAAAUAUUUGUCUUGUCCUUCUGGUUGUCGUAAUUUAGGUCUCUGUUUUACAAGGAGGUUGAUUCAGGUCUGUGAAAAACUCUGUUGCACCAGUGGUACUGAUCCUCCCACACAAAGUAAUUUAAGGGAGCAAGCCUCCAGAGGCACAUGGAGAAAACAGUCUUUGUCUUCUUUGGUUUUACGUCAGCAUUCAUUUUUGUUCUGUGGCAUCACAUAUAUAUGUGUGUGUGUAUUUAACAUGUAGGAUAGCAGUGACUUAUUUCUACAGACAUAUUCUGGGAAAACUGCAGUUCUCUUGUCUUUUGUCUAAACAUUGAGGAAGUUGUUUUUUUUUUUUACAUGUUUUGUUGUUGUUGUUUUCCAGUUCUGUAUGCAACCUGGAAAUAAAAACAACUGUUUUGCUCUGCUAUUUAAAAAGUCCAGGUGGCAUGCUAUACAAGAUCAGAGUAUGUUUGUAAAUAAAGUAUUAGUCUCCUCUAUAGUGAAGAGACUACUGAUAAACUUCUGGGUCGCAAGAGGAAAGCAUGUGUGGUUUCAACAGGUGACUGAAUUGUAUGUUUAGUGGUUUUUACAGAUAGACAUACAAGAGCUGAAGAAUCACAAGUUGAAAUGAGUAACCAAGAGGCUGAUGUUCUACGUUGCUGGAGAUGUAGAAAAUAUAUAGCAAAUUCUGUUUGCCUUGCAAAAUGUCAUGGAAUAGAACCAUCCAAAGCAUCACAACCUUCAGCUGCUGCUCAGGAGUCUUGCAAUGUAUGGCAUGUGAACUUAGAAGCUAUUCCAGAGUGGGUGAAAUGUGUCAUUGAAAAGACACAGUGGACAAUUGGAAAACUGCACUGUCCGUUCUGCGAGGCCUGUUUAGGGGGCUUUAACUUUGUUUGCAACACAAAAUGUUCCUGUGGACAGGUAGUAAAUAUACAUUUCUGCAAAAGUCAGACUGACUAUCAGCCAGCUUUCUCUGUUAAAUUGGCAAAAUCAUCAGGAAAACACUUACCUCUCCUCAAAAUUCAGUCUGGUUUUGGCAAGGAUACCUGCCAUAAAGUGGUAACUGCAACUUUGGAAAUCGAAAAUCAAGGGCUUUCAUACAUGGCCAGAAAUAACAAUGGCACUGGAAGAUUAACAGAAGCCCUUUGUCUGGAAGUAAGAGCUCCCAGAUUUGAGAUGAAAAGUAAAACAGUUCCCUUAAAGACAUUAAAUCCAAACCCAAAUCUUUCUGCUUCCUAUCCUAUGAAUGAUGCAUGCACUGUAAAACCUCUUCACAGAAGAUCACAUAGUUUGGAUUUAAAUAUCAGAGAGAGACUUGUUUUGUCACCUGUGUUAUAUGAAACUUGCAGUAUGGGAACAAUUUACCAUGGCCAAAAUGAAAAUCCACCUGCUUACACACGAAGUGGCUUGCAAUUAGAGUCCAAUAGGAAAGAUGGUAGUUCUUUUCAGGACCUAUAUAGUUCCAGUGCUGACAAACUACAAAAAAGGUUUCGACUUACUUCCUUUACCACAUUAGUACAUAGAGAAGCAGAAAGUGAGUGUGAUUUUGAAGCUACUGGACAAUCUUCUGGGAGUGCCAUUGCUGAUGGGUCACCUUUUGUGAUGAACCUUUCUUCACCUACAAGUGUUGUAGAAGAGGAAAAAUACAUCACACCUGUUGGCCUUGUGCAGCCUACAAGUAUUUCCUUCAACCAAAAGCUGAGUAAGAGAGAAAGAAACAAGUUGAAAAGCUUGAGGAGAAAACAAAGGCGGCGACAACGGUGGCUACAGAAGCAAACUGCAAGUGAUAACCUGCGUACAGAUGAUGAGUGUGAACUCAGAGGAGAUAAAGAAAGCUAUCUCUGUGCAGUGUGCCUGGAUGUUUAUUUCAAUCCUUACAUGUGCUAUCCAUGCCACCAUAUCUUUUGUGAACCUUGCUUAAGGAUGCUUGCCAAAGACAAUCCAGCCAGCACUCCAUGUCCACUGUGUCGCGCUACAAUUGCCAGAGUCUUUUUCCAAACAGAACUGAACAACUCUACCAAAUCUUUUUUCCCUAUGGAAUAUUUGAAGUUAAAAGAAAAUUUUCAAAAAUCAAAUUCUGCAAAAUGGCCUCUACCAAGCUGCAAGAAAGCCUUCAGAGUUUUUGAAGGUUUUCAAAGACGCUCAGAUACUGUAACAAGGAGGCAUUUCCCACAUGCUGCUCACAGGAUGGACUACAUGGACUUUGAGGAUGAUAGCCGUGGAUGGCGGUUUGAUAUGGAUAUGGUGAUAAUCUACAUUUAUUCAGUGAACUGGGGGACAAUUAGUUUUAAAAGCUUACAAAUGUACAUAAUGAAGACUGUUGCAACUCUGAGAGACAUCCUCCAUAGGAAAACACCUAAAAGGCAUAGAGUAGAGGUACUUUUCUUUGUCCUUUGUUGCUUUUUUGGGGAUACAUACUUUUGUAAAAAUACAGUAAAAAUUCAAAGGCUCAAAUUUGGUUUUUCCUUGAAGUCCGCCUGUAAAAUGCUGCUGAUAACUGUGGGAGCAAGAGUGGGUCCUUUGUAAGCAAUUUUCUGGUUAAACUGAUCCUGCUCUGCAAGCUUGUCUUUCUUAUCUACAAUAGUAUUAAAAUGUUUGCAAUAAAAUUUGAGUUGUUUGUAGUA